Messenger RNA from Ambispora leptoticha, 2652 nucleotides. NCBI's taxonomy places the organism in Eukaryota, Fungi, Glomeromycota, Glomeromycetes, Archaeosporales, Ambisporaceae. The record is from the annotation of a GenBank genome assembly.
AUGAAUAACUUGAACGUUUUCAAUUUUGCAGAGUUAAAAAAGAGUUUGCCAGCAAACCCGUCAAAACAAGCUGCAUCGCUUCCACCUCCGUCAGUACUCGGACAACUUUAUCAGCAUACUACAUCAGAUUCUACUUUUUUCAAUGUACCAUCAAUUGUAACGUCACCUUCCAUACCAAACGAAUCUUAUGCCAUGUUCCAGAUGUCACAUGAUUCCAUGAAAAACCAAAUUUCACAGGCAAUUUCGGCUCCUACCACGCCUACCAAUGAUCCUACACCUGGUAAUAGUAAUUUAGCGCAUAUUCCAUGCAAGUUUUUCAAAAGCAGUGCCUGCACAGCUGGAAAGAAUUGUGCAUUUUCACACGACAAAAAUUCAUCGGCAGACAAUUAUGUUUGUAAAUACUUUCUCAAAGGAAAUUGCAAAUUUGGAACUAAGUGCGCUCUGUCUCACACACUAGAUCUUAUUAGUGGGAGUAUUCCAGAAAUUAUAUCUCCUAUUAUGCAUCCAUAUGUCGGUGGACAUGAGCAAAAUGAUUUCCCCCAAAUGAGUUCUUCUGUGGGUAGUGGUGGUGCACCAUUCUCUCGUAUACCACUUAAUCCAGCCCCAGAUUACAUGAAUAAUCGACAAUAUAGUCACCUUACCGCUUCUCUGAAUGAUCAGCCGUUCUCUCCUGAUGAGGCCGUGCAAGAUUUGAGGAUUCACAAUUUUUCGCCCACAUACGGAGAUCAUUUGACUGCUCCAAUUCAGAUUCAUAAUCAUCGGAGAUCUUUGCCUAAUAUUUUACAUCCGACAGCAGACCAUUUUGGAACUUCGCCAUUCCAUCAAAGUAGCGGCUCCAAGCCUCUGCUUAUGCCACCUGGUGGCACAUCUUAUGGAAGUGACAGUGGCAUGUUAUCGCCCACUAGUAAUACACAUCAACUUCAAAGCAUUCCAGAGAUGCAAGAUUUACGAAAUAAUGACGAAUUAAUGUUUGAAUAUGAGGAGGAGCUACUUCCUUCCUCCUUGAAUGAUUUACUUACUCAUGCUGAACGAGAAAGACGACGUAGUCGUCAAGAGGAGGGGUUUGACAGCCCACGACGCUGGUUAAAUGGAGCUCCUACAUUAUCAUUGCCUCAAGGUGUUGGCAUGAGUUCUAAUUAUUUGAAUCAUCAUCAAAAUCAUAAUGAUGGUCAGCAUCUCGGUCCUGGAUUCCCUAAUUACGGGAUUAACACCAACCAUAAUCAGAACAAUAAUAACAACGUCAAAGGAAAUUUCGAGCAUUGGAGCAAUCAUUUUAAUCAGCCACAACAACGAUCUACUCCCAAUAAUAUUAGUAUUAGUAUUACUAAUGGCAAUAAUCAUGUUAGUCCGCAUCUUAAUCAACAUCACCAACCACCAAUACAUCCCCCUCAUCCGCAACCAGCCUCCUACUCUAACUUCUCAUUUGAACUAUCGCAUGCAACGCCUGCCAUAAAUAUUCCCGUACAUGAUAUCAAAUCCAUUGAUUCUGCAAUGUUGGGCAACAUUGAUUAUAAUGGAUCACAAUUAUCACCUCAUCGUUUUACUCCUUUUGAUGACGACGUACUUUUCAAGAUGGACGAGGAAAAAAAUGAGUCAAUGCCGUCAGAAAUGCCUAACAGCAAUAAUACAACUACCACUUCUGCCACUUCUGCUGCUGCGGCUAGUGAUACUCCAAAGACAGCUGAACAAAUUAAAGCGCCACUUUCUUAUUCCGCUAUUACUAAAGCCGGUUUAAAAGAUUCUGGUACUACUCCUGGAAUUAGUAUUGACUCUAGACGUUCUGAGCCGCUAUGCCCGUUUGGUAUUGCUGGGAAUUGUCGAUACGGCGACCGUUGUCAUUAUUUGCAUGGAAGGCCUUGUCCUUCUUGCUUGAAACUUGUCUUGCAUCCAUAUAAAUCUGCACAAGAACAUCAAGAGCAUAUCGAUGAAUGUAUAAAUAGACAAAUUAAGGUGGUUGAUGGUGUGAAACCGGAAGAAUUGGAAUGUGGGAUUUGCUACGAAAAGGUGUUGUCUAAGGAAGAUGCGCGAUUUGGACUUUUGAACUGUGAACACGCUUUUUGCCUUCAAUGUAUUCGACAAUGGCGAUCUAACAUCACCAUGGACAAUCAAGCGGUUCGUGGAUGUCCUAUUUGUCGAACCCCUAGUCAUUUUAUCACGCCAAGUACAACUUGGAUCACGGAUCGUCAAGAAAAGCAAAGAGUGAUUAAUUUGUAUAAAAGAAAGUGCAGCGAAAUUCCAUGCAAACACUUUAAUUACGGCGAUGGUCAAUGCCAAUUCGGCACCUCUUGCUUUUACGCACAUGUCUAUCGUGAUGGCACUAAAGAAGAUGUGAAUAUUCGCAAGAUUCAGAAUGGAGAGGAAGUUCGUGUAUUGGAUAGUGUCCGUUUAUGGGACUUCAUGGAAGAUUUUGCGAAUAAGCGUGGAGCUGCCGUUGUGUCUGCGUCGACAGCUGGUAAUCAAUAUCAUGGGACUAAUAGGAAUGUAUUAGACGAGAACAACGACAAUACCUCCAACACCAAUACCACAUCUACCUUAUCAGUACACUCGCCAGUAUUCACGCCAUCUGGCUUAACAAAUCCAAAUCUGGGUUUCACCCAAUCUUCGCACGAAAUCAACACUGAGGAGUCGGAAAACGGUGUUCCUGAUCCCUGA